This is a messenger RNA of Zonotrichia albicollis (white-throated sparrow), 1592 nucleotides long. It is a transcript of the gene PACRG, whose product is annotated as parkin coregulated. The record is from RefSeq and is a predicted model, not a curated record. Gene Ontology annotation, molecular function: Hsp70 protein binding; Hsp90 protein binding. Gene Ontology annotation, cellular component: cytosol; vesicle; neuron projection. Lineage: Eukaryota; Metazoa; Chordata; Aves; Passeriformes; Passerellidae.
GUGCCGACGGGGUUAUUUCUGAUUCCCGUCCCGCUUCCCCGGCGGGUUGUUGACGCGUUGCCUGGCGACGGCGGCGUGGCCGGGAGACCGCGCGUGGCGGCAGUCCGUUAUUUGCAUCUGGUCCGUCGUGGGCGCCGGUGGGGAAAUGGUAAUGGAGGAGGGACGUCCGGGCCCCUCAAAACCCGCCGGUGACAGGCGGCCCCAGAAGCGGGAGAAGAAGGACAAGCAGCACGACAAGCAACAGCCCUGCGAGGGUUUCAGUAUUAAAGCCAUGAUGAAAAACAGCGUGGUAAGAGGGCCCCCACCUGCAGGAUCAGUAAAAGAAAGACCAGCAAAACACACAGCUUUUCGCAAGUUUUAUGAGAGAGGAGACUUUCCAAUUGCUGUUCAGCAUGAGUGUGGAGGAAACAAAAUCGCCUGGAAGGUACAGAUUGAAGAGCUGGACUAUCAUUACUUUCUGCCUUUGUUCUUUGAUGGGCUUUGUGAAACGGAAUUUCCAUAUGAGUUUUUUGCUCGUCAAGGAGUCCAUGACCUGCUGGAGCAUGGUGGAAACAGGAUUCUUCCUGUUGUUCCUCAGCUCAUUAUCCCAAUAAAAAAUGCACUGAACCUUCGUAACCGACAGGUCCUCUGCACCACGCUGAAAGUCAUCCAGCACCUGGUGGUGUCAGCUGAAAUGGUGGGGGUGGCCUUGGUGCCCUAUUAUCGGCAAAUUCUCCCAGUCCUAAACAUCUUUAAGCACAUGAAUGUUAAUUUAGGUGAUGGGAUAGAAUACGGCCAACAGAAACGUGAAAAUAUUGGAGUUCUCAUCCAAGAGACACUGGAACUCUUUGAACGCUACGGUGGAGAAAAUGCUUAUAUAAACAUUAAAUACAUGAUUCCUACUUAUUGGUCGUGCAUGUAAACUGAAUUAUAUUAAAUGGGAUGAUUCCAUCUGUGCUCUGAAAAACUAUCUGACUCUGUAUGGCAUCUUGUUAGUCAUGCUUUAUCUUCUCUACAGCUGCUAAAAUAGUGGCUUCUGGGGCAUUGGAGUGUUAGCACUAUUGUGAACAAGGCUUUCCAAUACAUAAAUAGUGUCUGUUCCUUUGAUUACAAUGGUGUACUGUGCUUGUUUGUUCCCUGAAAGAAUCACUCCUUUAUAACAGAGCUGACUCGACCAGGAAUCUGAGUUAAACCUUCACUUGUGUAGACAAUAAAACUAUAAUUUUCAUACGCGAUUCAGCAAUCGCUGUUCUGUGUCCGCUUGCCCUGAGGGUGAUGUCAGAGGCUGUAACAAGAAGAGUUUAUGCUGACUGCUUAAUAGGUGUUUGUCAUGGAAGAGAAACACCAGUUCAGCAAUGCCUCUCUGGCAGCUGUGCCGAAUUAUGUGCACUGACAUACAAUAAAACUGUUGAAUGUAUAUACCAAUUGCAGCAGGAAAAUUUAUAUUUUCCAUUAUAAGGCACUGUAGUUAAAUUAAUCCAGGUUUCUUACACACUCCUGUUCUCAGCUUCCAGGUGUUUACUCAUGGAACUUAGGUUCCUCUUGGUGAACAUAAGGCACAAGCAAGCACAGUUUUGAAGAAAAGAAGCCCAGAAAAAAAAAAAAAAAAACUU